AGGACAAUAGCCCAUCCGGCCCCGCGCAGAGCCCUGGCCCCGCCGCGGCGCCUGGGCUGGCGGGGGAUGAGGCAGAGCAACUCCUCCUAGAGGUGGUUAUGCGGAGCAGGAGCAAUCCCUUCUCCCUCCGCCUCCUCCCCCCGCUGCUCUCCGCGGCGGCCCGGAGGACGGCUGCUGCCGCCAUUGACACGCACCGGCGGAACCGAGAGAAAGGCGCGGAGCCCGCCCGCACCGGCGCCGCGGGCCGAACCUGCGCGCGGGGAGGGCGCGCCGAGGCCAGCGGGCCCGGAGCAGGGGCGCAGCGCCAGCACUGUGCCAGCGCCAGGAAGCCACCGUAUCCGCAAGCUGAGAGGGAAACUGAGGCAAGAUGUCGGGCCGGAGCGGGAAGAAGAAGAUGUCCAAGCUGUCCCGGUCGGCCAGGGCCGGGGUCAUCUUCCCGGUGGGGCGGCUGAUGCGCUACCUGAAGAAAGGGACCUUCAAGUACCGGAUCAGCGUGGGCGCGCCCGUGUACAUGGCGGCCGUCAUCGAGUACCUGGCCGCGGAGAUCCUGGAAUUGGCCGGCAAUGCUGCGAGGGACAACAAGAAGGCGCGGAUAGCCCCGAGACACAUCCUGCUGGCCGUGGCCAACGAUGAGGAGCUCAAUCAGCUGCUGAAAGGAGUGACCAUUGCCAGCGGGGGCGUACUGCCCAGAAUCCAUCCCGAGCUGCUGGCCAAAAAGCGGGGGACCAAAGGCAAGUCGGAAACCAUCCUCUCCCCGCCCCCCGAGAAGAGAGGAAGGAAGGCCACGUCCGGCAAGAAGGGGGGCAAGAAAUCCAAGGCUGCCAAGCCACGGGCGUCCAAAAAGUCCAAACCAAAGGACAGCGAUAAAGAAGGGGCUUCGAAUUCCACCUCUGAAGAUGGGCCAGGAGACGGGUUCACCAUCUUGUCUUCUAAGAGCCUCGUUCUCGGGCAGAAGCUGUCCCUGACCCAGAGUGACAUCAGCCAUAUUGGCUCCAUGAGAGUGGAGGGCAUUGUCCACCCAACCACAGCCGAAAUUGACCUCAAAGAAGACAUAGGGAAGGCCUUGGAAAAGGCUGGGGGCAAAGAGUUCUUGGACACGGUGAAGGAGCUACGCAAGUCCCAGGGCCCCUUGGAAGUGGCUGAAGCUGCCGUCAGCCAAUCCAGCGGACUUGCAGCCAAAUUUGUCAUCCACUGUCAUAUCCCUCAGUGGGGCUCCGACAAAUGUGAAGAGCAGCUUGAAGAGACCAUCAAAAACUGCCUGUCGGCGGCAGAGGACAAGAAGCUCAAGUCUGUGGCCUUCCCACCCUUCCCCAGCGGCAGAAACUGCUUCCCCAAACAGACGGCCGCUCAGGUGACCCUCAAAGCCAUCUCGGCCCACUUUGACGACUCGAGCGCGUCCUCGCUGAAGAACGUCUACUUCCUGCUCUUCGACAGCGAGAGCAUCGGCAUCUACGUGCAGGAGAUGGCCAAGCUCGACACCAAGUAGCCGGACGGCUGCCCUCGCCAACCGGAGUCGCCGGAGGACCGGUCACGGGAGCAGGUUUUAUUUUUCAAAAGGAGAGAGAGAGGGAGUGCUGGGCGGCUGAAGGGGAGUGGGUGGCAGAGGCUGCGGGAGCAGGUCCCGCCCGCGGAAGGAGCCUCUGCAUUUUAUAUUCUCGUUAAAAAGAGCCUCCGUCC
Molecule: messenger RNA, 1677 nt
Organism: Pipistrellus kuhlii (Kuhl's pipistrelle)
Lineage: Eukaryota; Metazoa; Chordata; Mammalia; Chiroptera; Vespertilionidae
Product: core histone macro-H2A.2
Exons: 9
Coding region: 368-1486 (372 amino acids)
Biological process (GO): nucleosome assembly
Cellular component (GO): nucleosome
Molecular function (GO): protein heterodimerization activity; DNA binding; structural constituent of chromatin
Source: RefSeq, a predicted model, not a curated record